AUGGCCUCCCCAGACCGCUCGAGCCACAUCCUGCUGCCCCCGCCACUCCGCUCGGCGAUGAAGAGUAGGCCAAACACCCCCAACAAUCAGGGGUCAUCCUCCUCCCCGUCCCCGCUCUUCUCGCCCCCCAUCUCCGCCCUCCCACUCUCUCCCGCGGUCGCGACGACCUCCCGGGAAAGCGCCAGCUCCGUCUCGUACACCACCCCCUCCUCCCCCUAUAGCUCCACCCACCCGUCCACGUCCGCGGUCGUGGUCGCGUCCCCGAACAUGUCCAGCGUCCCGCUUGUUGCUGCGCAGGGCUACACGCACAAGGUCUCCUUCGAUACCCUUGAGAACCCGCAGGCGAGCAUGUUUUCCUACACACUCCACGUCCAGAGCGAGGGCUACGCCCGCACACGCAGCACGCGCAUCUUCCUCUGCGCCUCGAGCCCGGACGAGAGCGGAACCCAGGCGCUGGAGUGGUGCCUCGACGGCCUCGUCCAGGACGGCGACGAGCUCGUCGUCUUCCGCGGCAUCGACUCGGACGACUUCGCGGACAAGGACCACGACCUUUACCGCGACGACGCGCGCGAGCUCAUGCGCUCCAUCCAGGAGAAGUGCGUCGAGUACGACCCGGACCGGAAGCUCUCCAUCAUCGUCGAGUACAUCGCCGGCAAGGUCACCCAGACCAUCGACCGGCUGAUCGCGCUUUACCGACCUGACUCACUCGUCGUCGGCACCCGCGGCCAGCGGAGCGUCAUGUCCGCCUGGGCGGGCGCGUUUGGGGCCCCGGGCGUGGGCAGCGUGUCAAAAUACUGCCUCAGCCACUCCCCCGUCCCAGUCAUCGUCAUCCGCCCCGAGAGCAAGGUGCGGAAAACGAUGGCCAAGCGCCGCGCCGAUCCCAAGCGCGGCAAGCACUUUGACGAGUACGUUGCGAAACUGAAACCGCCGACCAACGGCAGCCUAUCCGUACCGAUGUUCUCGCCCCUCACUCGAUAA
This is a messenger RNA of Epithele typhae, 978 nucleotides long. RefSeq lists its product as uncharacterized. The record is from RefSeq and is a predicted model, not a curated record. The transcript is spliced from 4 exons. NCBI's taxonomy places the organism in Eukaryota, Fungi, Basidiomycota, Agaricomycetes, Polyporales, Epitheliaceae. The coding region runs from base 1 to 978 and encodes 325 amino acids.